Messenger RNA from Penicillium lagena, 882 nucleotides. RefSeq lists its product as uncharacterized. The transcript is spliced from 2 exons. NCBI's taxonomy places the organism in Eukaryota, Fungi, Ascomycota, Eurotiomycetes, Eurotiales, Aspergillaceae. The record is from RefSeq and is a predicted model, not a curated record. The coding region runs from base 1 to 882 and encodes 293 amino acids.
AUGCCAUCUGUAUCUGUUCUGUCGGAAUACACUUUCAACAAUUGGGGGCCACUUACCACGACCUGGACCGCGCCUGCUUCUUGUCAGUCAAUGCAGUCUGAAAAUGUCUAUAUUGCCAAAGCUAGCACUCCAACGAUCAAUGUCGCUAAGGUUGCAUGUGGCGUAGACGCCGGUCACUGGAGCUGCUAUCCAACAGGCACAAUGACUAAUAUUCCAACCGCGACUUCAUGGUUUGACGACCCUCGUAGCGUCGAGUUUUACCAGACAUAUUACUCUCCUGGUCUCUACUGUCCCUCCGGGUGGGGCCCUGUUGCAACGGCGUCGCGCAAUGCGACUCAGACUGUCGAAUGGAAUGGCGCUUUUGAUCCCGCAACCACCUCACUAGCGUCAGAUGUUGUGUUCCUUGAGAAUUUGGUCAACAACGUAUUCCUACAGGUCCUUGCUCCAAGUGAAACUGCUGUCCUGUGCUGUCCGAAGUCUAUGACACCCGGUUCCGCCGGAGAAAUUUGUUACUCAACCUUACCAAAUUACACAUUUUCUACUGCCUGCUAUGAUAUUCUACCACCUGCCGAUAGGACCGUCUCGACUGAAACCAAAUCGAUUUGGUGGUACGGCACUACCGUCGAAGCGCUGUUCCAGUCAUUGACCACAUAUGGUACAGACACCGUAACUAAUAUCUUGCACUCAAGCGACUGGUCUAGCCUUGUUGCCGUCACAGCAAUUGUACCCAUCACGCUCGUGCAUCAACCGACGGAUGUGAGCACAUCUAACCCAGCCGUCAGAAUUACUCCAAGACCUCCAAAUUGGAAUGGAAUUAAGACUGUGCUCGGAAUCACUGCUGCAGGAAUGUUUCUGGGGGCAGCUAUGAUCUUGCCUUGGUAG